Molecule: messenger RNA, 3869 nt
Organism: Scaptodrosophila lebanonensis
Lineage: Eukaryota; Metazoa; Arthropoda; Insecta; Diptera; Drosophilidae
Product: solute carrier family 22 member 4
Exons: 6
Coding region: 122-2491 (789 amino acids)
Biological process (GO): transmembrane transport
Cellular component (GO): membrane
Molecular function (GO): transmembrane transporter activity
Source: RefSeq, a predicted model, not a curated record
CAUAAAAAGAAGAAAAAUGCUGUGAGAAAAAAUUACACAACGGUCGCAACUUUAAAACAGUUUCCUAAGCUUAUUUCGCAAAAAAAAAAAAAUCAAGUGUAUUUAAUUAAAUGCCACAAAUAUGAGUUUUAUACACCCCGAUGCUAGUCUAAUGGGAACAAGCCAGUUGGAGUCCGAGGAGCCGACAUUAAAAGCGUCGUCGGCUCCAACACGUGCGAAUAGUCCCCAACCCGAUAAGGUGGAAAUAAAAAUAGUGCUGCUAAAAGUACAGGCUGAAUCACCUUUACUGCCCCUAAAGGAGGACGAGCCCAGUAGAAAUCACAGUAGCUUAGCCCAACCACCCGCACCACCUUCGCCAACUACGACAACAACAGCCACACCACCUGCAAAUAAUAAGCACAUAUCAGGCACGUCCAAUGAAUGUCGCAGACGGAACUCGUUGAAUACAACGCCCCCAUUUGAGAGCAGCACAGUAGUUGAGAUUGUAGACGAGAAGGAGACCAAUAACAACAAUAACAAUAACAACAUCCAUCAAAAAGGUGACUUCUAUUCAACACCUUCGGCCGGCACACCGACACACACACACGACUACAAACUCUAUCCGCACGAUACUUUCGCACGUCUAGAGGGUAAGGCGCCCAAACCUAAUACCAAAAUGCAAUCCAAGGUCGAUGCUGUUGGCCAAAUCACCGGCCAAUGGGGUAAAUGGCAACUGCGCACUGUCCUAUUGAUAUUUUUGUGCAAAAUACCCUCGUCCUGGUUCAUGGCGUGCAUCAUUUUUACUGCGCCAGCGCCACGGCACGGCGAGUUCUUCUGCAAACCCCCGCAUACGGUGAGCGCUCAGAAUGCCACGCAGUGGAUCAAAGUAUCGCAUCCGCAGAAAGAGGAAGUGGACGAUCGUGAGUUCACGAUAGACUUUUGUAAUGUGUAUCAGGAUGCGCAGCAGCAUGCCCAUCACUACUAUAAGUAUGCAGACAAGGAACAGGAGCCGCGAGUAUGGGAACAGCCCGAACAUCGCAAUGCCAACGUUAUACCCUGUACCGAGUUUCAGCAUCAGGCCGAAUACCAUUCGAUCGUGACGCAAUACGAUUUAGUCUGCUCCCGAGACAUUCUCGUCUCCGUAACGCAAUUCUUCCAUCUCUUUGGUGUGCUCACAGGCGGUAUAUUAGCCAAUCAUCUGCUCAAAUACUUCAGUCCCCGCGCUGUCAUGCUCUUUGGUAUGGUCACGCAAAUCUUCUGUGGCAAUGUUACGGGCCAUGUGUCUUCCUAUGAACUCCACGUCUUCUUCCGCUGCCUAUCGGCUGUUUGCUGCGCUCAGAUGUAUACCGCCGGUGGCGUUAUAAUGUCCGACAUAACUGGUGGAAAAUAUCGGACUUGUGUAACGACGCUCUUCGAGCAAUUCUGGUCUGUUGGUGUAAUGCUGCUGCCAGGCUUGGCCAGCUUAUGGUCGAGCUGGUCGCAUCUUUACAUGGCAAUCUCUUGGCCAACUGUGAUACUCAUCUAUUUAUGGCAAUGGAUACCUGAUUCGCCUCGCUGGCUGAUCGCACGCGGUCGAGUUCAGGAGGCCAAGGCCAUUCUACUCGAAUGCGCGGAAAUGAAUGGCACUCGUAACAGCCUUCCCCACGAUAUUGACCAGCAGCUGGAGCUUCAGUCCCAGACAGAAAUCGAAGCACCACCACCAGCCGGGUGGUGGUCCAUGUGGAAGGGCAAAAAUGCUGUUCGUCACAUAAUCUGCGUCCACUUGGCCUGGUCGCUCUACGUACCCAUCUAUUAUGGAAUGCUGCUCAACAUCCGCUCCUUCAGUCGGGAGCAUUUAUAUGUGAAUACGGCAGUGGCCGGCUUUAGUGAAAUGAUGGGCACCUUCGUCGGUUUGUUUCUCAUAAUGAAAACCACCCGGAAGUGGCUUUGGACAGGCCUAUUCAAUAUCAUAGCGGGAUGUAUUGCAUACUGCGGCUGGUUGGUUCCACACCCGCCUGACGUUUCAUUCGAUACACGCGUCGCCUUGCUGAUGCUUUCGGCCAUGAUCUCAAAAAUGGCCAUAUCCUGCACACUCUCUAUACUCACGACCUGCACAGGGGAGCUGGUUAGUCCGGAGAAGCGUAAAAUCACAGCGUUCUCCACAAUCUGUUGGGCCCGCUUUUGGCUGCUUGGUGCCCCCUUCAUUGGCGCCUGUGUAGUCUUUGGCCAACUGGUGCCACAGACUGCCUUCGCCUCGCUCUCCAUUUGGGGUGGCUUAAUGACUGCGCUCAUAAGCAGUCCACGCACGCAUCCGAUUUCGCGACCAGCAUCACCUAGGCAGGGUGCUCAGAACAUGGCUUCGCAGUUUACGAUCAUAGAGGGUGUGGACAACAAAGGUUAUACCCCAAGCACAAAACCCAUUCACACUUCAAGUACUUUAAAUAAGCUGACCAAACCACAAUCGAAUCUACCUCCUCAACUAAUGCCCGGCAUUUGGACGACCAAGGUGCAUGAGGAUGGCCCACCAAUGUGAUAUGGCAAGACGAUGCAAUUAUUGUGACAUAUAAGGAAAUAUUUCAGGCUUCCAAUCCACUUUAAAUCAAUAUAAAUCAACAGAAGUCUUUAAUUUGCCGUUGAAUCUAAAAUGGAAAACAGAACGUGUUCUAGUUUUGUUUAAUUUUUGCGCUAUUUAUUCUAAGAAUCUCUUUUGAUCGAAAGUGGUAUUGUUAGUUUGUAUCGUUCCUGACUAUGUUUACAAAAUGUGAGGUUAGAGCUGAAGUUAAUUCAUGCUCUGGUGGUGGUGCUGUGACUCGUGACUUGCUGAACCCAACAAAAUAAUGUACAAGUCCAAUAAUUUUAUAUACUUUAUGGGCACUAGCCAAGUCGUAUGCUAGCACAAAACUAGAAAAGUCCCGUUUUUUGAUAAUGCACUUAAGCCUAACUUUUUUCUACAAGAAUUGUAGUUAAAGCGCUUUUCGCUGCUAGUUAACGAGCACAAUUUACAAAAUGUAAACUAAAUCGAAACCAAUUUAAAUGCUCAAACUAAAAAUCGAGAAUAUCUCUAAUGUGAAGCAACUAAUUACCAUUUGUAAAAUAUUAAAACUAUACUUUAAGUAGUGAACGUUUUAAGUAAAUCAAUAUAUAUUAACUUUAAAAAGACGCUCGAAAUACAUGAAAUGACAUACAUAUAAGCAUAGACAAAUAAUUGUUGUAUAAAGAUAUAAUGGUUUUGACAUUUUUGUUCACAUAUUUUGACACCUUAAUUUAGUCGGUAGUUAAAAACACACACAUACAUACACACUUAGGCCAUAGAAAAAAGCCAUUUGUCCCACAGUUGGCCAUAAAGUAGUCUCGUAAGUUAGCAAAGAGCCAGUGGAUCAUGCCUCAGAUAUAAGCCCAGUAUUAUAUACAUAUAUAUGCCGCUUAUGCAAACAAUUUCUCAGAAAUAUAUCCACUAUUUCCUAUGUAUCAACCAACUGAUGAUAAACCUUCUAAAGGCCUCGACAAAAAAUACCUUCAAGCUGUUCCACAUUUUAGUGAUUGUGUUGAAAACACCGGAGAGAAAUACAUGAAAAAGACAUAUACACAUAAUUUUCCAUAAAUAACAACUUUAGUAGCUUGAUAAUGUAACCAAAUAUAAAUUUUAAUUAAAGAUCCUAUUAAAAUACAAUUACAUUAUUUUACUGUUAAAAAACAAUAAUUUUUAGACUACACUAAAUAUAUACAUAUAUCAAAUUACUUUAUUACCAAUACGUAUUACAGUACAGCGAAAGAAAAAAACUAAACUAAACUAAAAGUAAAUUAAUAGAAAUCAAUUACUAGUGUUUCAACUUCAAAGGAAUUACGUAUUGUACUUAAUUGCAUAAGCAUACGCAUACUAUAUAUUUUACAAAGAGUCAUAUUUAAUUAGU